UUAAGCAUCCGGGACCUCGCCAUCGUAGAAGAUAUGGCGGACAUGUAUAAUGAAAAUUGAAAGGAUAUUUAGUGUAAAUAUUUAGUGAAUGAGUGUUUAUAGUAUUUUAAACUAACAAGCACGGGAAAUUUAGUUGAGCACUCGUUAUAAUAAUAAAACGAUGCAGAAUAUAGGACGUUCUAUAACUCAGAAUCAAGAUAAAGUGUCUGUGCAACAACUAGAUACUGCAAAAUUGUCGACUCCCCAUAGUUCUAAUUGUAGUACAGCGGACAUUGAAAGUGAUCCGUAUUGUGGACAAAAGGCUGAUUUUGCUGAAUUAGAUUCUUCUGAUAGUGAUGAAGAAUCAGUGUCCGAGGAUUUGGAGGACGCAGAAGUUGGAGAUGGUGCAUUUCUUCUUGAAUCCGAUGAGAAUGGAAGAACAGUUGAUCCUGAAACUCAGGCACGUUUGGAAGCACUGCUGGAGGCUGCAGGUAUUGGCAUGUCAUCAGGGGAUGGCAAGCAUUUGGCAGAUCCAGAUGUUUUGCGUCGAUUGACAUCAUCUGUUUCUUGUGCCUUGGAUGAAGCAGCUGCUGCCCUAACACGAAUGAGAUCUGAUAAUCCACGACAUUCCGAAAAGAGAACUUUAGUGGAAGCAUGUUCUGAUGGAGAUGUUGGUACAGUUAGAAGGCUUUUAACAGAAGGUCGCUCAGUUCAUGAAACAACAGAAGAUGGUGAAUCCUUACUAUCUUUAGCUUGCUCUGCGGGUUACUAUGAAUUAGCUCAGGUACUCAUUGCUAUGAAUGCUAAUGUGGAAGAUAGGGGAAUAAAAGGUGAUUGCACUCCAAUAAUGGAAGCUGCUUCUGCAGGGCAUGCUCAGAUGGUUACACUCCUUAUUGAAAAUGGUGCAGAUGUUAAUGCGCAAUCUUCAUCAGGUAAUACACCUUUAAUGUAUGGAUGUGCUGGUGGUCAUGAUGAAGUUGUAAAGAUUUUACUAGCAAAUGGGGCUAAUGUAGAAGAUCACAAUGAAAAUGGUCAUACUCCCCUCAUGGAAGCUGCUUCUGCUGGUCAUGUGGGAGUUGCCAAGAUUCUACUAGAAAAUGGUGCUGGCAUCAAUACACACUCCAAUGAAUUCAAAGAGAGUGCUUUGACCCUAGCCUGCUACAAAGGUCAUUUAGAUAUGGUUAGGUUCUUGUUAUUGGCUGGUGCUGAUCAAGAGCACAAGACUGAUGAAAUGCAUACGGCUUUAAUGGAGGCUUCAAUGGAUGGUCAUGUUGAAGUAGCUCGUCCUUUAGAUUCUGGUGCACAGGUUAAUAUGCCUACAGAUAGUUUUGAAUCUCCUUUGACAUUGGCAGCUUGGGGACAUGUAGAUCUAGCAAUGCUUCUUAUUGAACGAGGAGCAAAUAUUGAAGAAGUAAACGAUGAAGGAUACACUCCAUUGAUGGAGGCUGCAAGAGAGGGUCAUGAAGAAAUGUGUUGGACUUCUGUUAUCAAGGCAAUUGACAUUAAAUGCUCAACUGAAGAGACCCAAGAAACUGCUUUAACCUUGGCUUGUUGUGGAGGAUUUUUAGAAGUAGCUGAUUAUUUAAUUAAAGCUGGAGCCAAUAUUGAGUUAGGUGCAUCCACGCCCUUGAUGGAAGCAGCUCAAGAGGGACAUCUUGAUUUAGUUCGAUACUUACUGGAGGUUAAUGCAGAUGUUCAUACACAAACUCAAACUGGUGAUACAGCUUUGACUUAUGCUUGUGAAAAUGGUCAUACUGAUGUUGCUGAGCUAUUAUUGCAGUAUGGUGCUGAUCUUGUGAAAAAAUAG
Molecule: messenger RNA, 1786 nt
Organism: Ctenocephalides felis (cat flea)
Lineage: Eukaryota; Metazoa; Arthropoda; Insecta; Siphonaptera; Pulicidae
Product: ankyrin repeat domain-containing protein 17-like
Biological process (GO): innate immune response
Cellular component (GO): cytoplasm
Molecular function (GO): protein binding
Source: RefSeq, a predicted model, not a curated record